AUGGACGUGGGCGAUCUGUCGAAUGCCGCAGGAUUGGCUGCCAGUGGAGCCGCCGUUUUCGGUCCCGCCACUACUUCUGCCUCUCGAUUCUCAAACAGAAACACUGUUAAUAUUAACAUUGACAACAAUAACAGUAAUAAUUUUAUCGACAACGGUAAUCCUGACAGCGGUGGUCAGGUCGGGGCCAGCUUUCACCCUAGCGCUGGAUGGUGGACUCCAAGCUCGACGCUGGUCACGGCACCCGCAAACGCCGACGUGAUGAAUCAGUUGUGCCGAGUAUGCGGUGAGCCGGCGGCAGGUUUCCACUUCGGAGCAUUCACAUGUGAGGGUUGUAAGUCAUUUUUCGGGCGGACUUACAACAACCUGGGAAGCAUCUCCGAGUGUAAGAACGGCGGGGUGUGCGUAAUAAACAAGAAGAACCGAACAGCCUGCAAAGCUUGUCGUUUGAGAAAAUGCCUGAUGGUGGGAAUGUCAAAGUCGGGAUCAAGAUACGGACGACGCUCCAAUUGGUUCAAGAUCCACUGUCUCUUACAAGAGCAGUCGCACCAGGCUCAACAACGGCUCAAGGAGUCGACGAAGCUGCCCUUCGACAAGGUUGCUUCCCUAGACGCUGCUAACAACAACACCAACAACAAUAACAACAACAACAACAACAACAACAAUAGCAAUUUCGCUGCAGCUUCAGGAUUGGGGAUGCCGGAUCGCAAGGAGGAUCCAAUCUUGUCACCAAGACUGCCUCCAAGACCGGAUCUGCUACCCCACGAGCUUCUGAGACCGGAAAUAACGCGAUUCCCCCUCUGGCGAGGACCUCCCUUUUUUCACCCCCUUUCGCCAAUGCAGCUGCUGAACACCCCGUUCUUUCCGUUCCAGCAGCGAUUUAUGGUGCCUUACAUCAACAACCAGGCGAGUCAGCAAGUUCCGGUAACCAGCUUGUCCAGUUCUUCCAGCGAAAGCGUCUCGCCUCGCUCCACUCCUUCUCCGAAAGAGUUUCUGAUCGAAAAAUCGGAAGCCAGCAGUCCACCGACUGUCGGUGACAAAGGACUCGCUUUUCUGAGGUCUCUUGGUCCAGAACAGGAGGAACCGAUGGACCUCAGCAGGAAAAGCUCAGAAGUGAAGGACAUCCUCGACGAAAGCUGUGAUUCUGACGACAGUGUCGAUGAAAAACCUGUAAUUGCGGAUAACCUUCAAGAAAAAGUCUCCACUGACGCUAAUCCGCCUUUAGACCUCAGUUGGAAGACUUGA
This is a messenger RNA of Cotesia congregata, 1242 nucleotides long. The record is from the annotation of a GenBank genome assembly. Lineage: Eukaryota; Metazoa; Arthropoda; Insecta; Hymenoptera; Braconidae.